Messenger RNA from Symbiodinium necroappetens, 4846 nucleotides. The record is from the annotation of a GenBank genome assembly. Lineage: Eukaryota; Dinophyceae; Suessiales; Symbiodiniaceae.
AUGUCAGUGGAUGCUCUGACCACUUCCCCGAACAUCGCCGCCUUGACCCUACCAUGGGAGUCUGGGCCUCUUGCUGUCGUCUUCGGCGAGACAGAAGUCGUGCCGAAGGUGGCUCUUGACAUUGAAGAUGUCGUGGAGACCGCAACGUGCAGGCCCUUGGGACCAGAGGAGCCAGGCGCUCCGAGCUUUCAGAAGCGAGCCUUUGCAGCAGAGUGGAAUAGAGAUGCUUUCCGAAGGGACCGGCUUCCUGAACAAGACAGGUUUGGGUUGGUCUACCAAGAGUGGUUGCAGGUGGUCCUGCCGUGGGCGGGUGAUUCCGUCCUCGGCGUAAUGAUGGCGUCUGCAGAAGACCAGGCCGAGAAACUUGCGAUCGUUACCCAGACUCUGGGAGGCAAAGCUUUGUCGACGCUUGAAAAACGUUUGAGGCAAGUCAAGGCUUUUCUGGCUUGGGCCUUGCUUUCCCAGGUCAAACCGUUCCCCUUGACUGAACAUGUGUGUCGCUUGUACUUGAAAAAAUUGGUUCAGGAUGCUGCGCCUGCUUCAAGAAUCAAGGGUGUACUCGAGAUGGUUUCUUUCCUCAGGCAUGUGGUAGGUCUGCCGAUCGCCGACAAUGCGGGGGACUCACCUUGGAUCAGAGGCAUUUUGAGGAACGCUGCGGCCAACGCUAAACCCAUGGCCAAGGCACGACCGCUCACUGUUGGUGAGGUCAGUGCUUUGGAAGAGUUUUUGAAGAAGGGGCAAGGGGCGGUGCAAGACCUUUAUGCCGCUGGAUGCUUCCUCUUCCUGGUUUACUCAAGAGCGAGGUUUGGUGAUUGCAAGAUCGUAUCUAAUGUUGUCUUUGACCUCAUCCAGAAGGACGAGGAUGUCGUUGGGUAUGUCGAAGUGCUGUCUUGGUCCCAUAAGAUGCGUAGGCACUUCCCUUCGAUUCCCUUGGUGGCUCCGGUGCGGGGGGCUACUCAGGGAAGUUGGAUUGAGCAGUGGAAGCGUGUCGCAACGGAGGCCGGCUUACCACUCGACAGGCUUGCGCGGGACGUCCGUGGUCCACUGCUGCCGCUCCCGAGUCAAGGAGGGUGGCUCAGGACGAGCUGCUCCACGAACGAGGCCAGGGCGUGGAUGGUUCAGUUGCUGACCAAUCUUGGGCAUGCAAGUGCAACAUCUUUGAGUGCGCAUUCGUGCAAAGCUACUUGCCUCAGCUGGUGCGCUAAAUACGGGAUUGCGAAAGAUGUUAGAACGCGUCUAGGCAAUCACAAUGAUCGUGGAUCGGCUGAGUGUUAUGCUAGAGAUACUUUGGCAUCGCCGCUGCGAGAUUUAGAGGCGUGCAUCUUGGCGAUACGCACAGGCACCUUUUUGCCAGACGUCUCGAGAAGCGGAUACUUCCCAGAGGCCAGCGCCCAGGUUGGCGCAGCGUCGGAGGAGCCAUCGGACAGUCGCGCCGAAGAGCCCUUGGGCGAAUUCGGUGGACUCAACAUGGUGAGGUGGCCCGAAAGUCUGGCUUCUGCAUCCCCGGAGCAAGCCCCGGGGAGUCCUUGUUUUGAUGCAGGUGAUGAUGAUCACUCCGAGGUGACACGGAAUCCUAGCCCCUGCCCCGCCGGGGCGGGGACGGAACCCUCCAAGUGCUCCGAGUCAUCGAGCUCGUCCAGCUCCUCUUCGACAGACUCUGAGGUGGAGUCGGAGCCAGGGCCUCAUCUUGCGCCGCUAGACGAGCCGGUGUGGCGUCAAGAGUGUCAGAUUUGGCAGCACCGACAUAGCCGGACAGUGCAUUUGCUCCCUCUUGCUGAUGCUGACAAGGGUUACUUUGUUUGUGGCAGAGCUAAGUCUUCUGCUUAUUUCAAGUUCUCAGGGCAGCCCAUUGUGGAUUCCUUGAAGUGCGCGCAGUGCGACCGAGGGAAGACCAUCAGAAGCACAGCGUCGAGUCCGCGGGCGAGUGAGCAUUUGCACAUCAUUGCGCAUUACCUAGGUAUAGUUGGGAUAGCCAUGUCGGGUGCAUCCUUGCUUGACUCGAAAGCAGCCUUCAAAGGGAAGGUUCUCGAGUACGGGCUGCUUAUGCUGUCGGUGCACCGGGUGUACUGCCUUCGGAAGCAGCAAAUCGAGGGCCCAGAUGAGAAGCGGCAGGAUCUUCAACCAGCGGAGCGGCGCUUCAGGCUUACAGAGCAAGCACGUCGAUUGCAAGGCAUGUCAUUGCGCGGCCCUCUCGAGUGUUCCUUCAGUUGUUACACCAUCGUCAUCCGUAUGCUUGCGGCAGACGAGAUUUCAUACUUGGCGCCCAAUCGGUUCACGACCAGGGCGCAUGAGGUGCAACAGGCCAAGCCGCCCAAGGAGGUCAUCAUUGACUCUUCUUCGUCUAUCAAAGUUAGGGAUUCUUCUGAGAUAGCCGACACCUGCAACUUGCCUGAUGCUCUCAGCCUGUCGCAAGCCCUGCAAAGACGUUCCUUGGCCCUAGACUUGUGUGAAGCGGCGACCUUCGAAGCCUCGGAGCGCUGGCAUGCCGAGUUGCUACGUCACUUGCAGCAGGCCCCGCCAAUGGAGUAUAAACAGGUGGACAUAAUGCAAAUCCUUCGCGCGGACCGCGCUGCAUGGACCUACAUGGCUGAGAAAGCGAACUCCUUGAAGAAGCGUGCCGAUGGUUCCUUGCCCAUGGAUGACCUUUUUGCUUCGCUCACUGGAGCUACUGAGGUCAUGAUGUUCCUCAUGCCCCUUCCCGGUGGUGGGCACCACAAGCGGCCUGCGCCACCUGAACACACGGCGACCGCCGCUGUUGAUCCGGCUGCGCCUGCCAAGAAGUCUCGCACCAAGGCACGACGCGAUCGACAGAAGCAACGCUUGCAAGAGGCCCUGGCUCUAGCGGGCACGUCUGCGCCACAGGCACAGGCCCCUGCAUCCACAUUUCCUCCCAAGCCUCCUGCACCCUCUGCCCCUGCCACUCUGCCGCCUGCCCCACCGGUUGGCCAGCCGCAUGCGCCGGAAUCCAGCGCAUCCGACUCCUUUCAGCAUGUUGUGCAGGCCCGCGUGUGCGGCAGGCCCUUGCAGUCGUUGUUCUUCGUCGAGGUUUUCGCGGGCUCCGCUCGCCUUGCUGCAGCCGUCCACAAGACGGGCAUCGGCAGUGUUUUCGGCAUUGAUGCUUGGAUCCCCAAGUCUGCCCCUGCUCCUAUUGUCAAGCUUGAUUUGCAGUUGCAUGAAGAUGUUCAAGUUCUUUUCCUGUUGUUAGACAACCGCCUGCUGCCCGUUGAAGCUGACAAGGUUUUUUCGUUUAAUCAGCUCUACGCCUUGAGCUCGGUCAUCUUCCUCAGGGCCACUCAGGCUCUGCUUCAGGCCGGCGCCCAGCCCCCGCCUCAGAUUGGGGUCACCAAACUAACUCGUCAACACCUUAGCACUGCAUCCUUUAUCAACGCGUUCUUGAUGCAGAGAUUCCCGGGUGCCGCGUGGUCGGCCUUCGUUGUGACUCACAACGAGGCGUCUGCGUUACAUGUUGACACAUGCAACGUGCCAGGUUCAAAGAACUUUGCCGUAGGCCUUGGGAGUUACGCAGGGGGCGAACUCUUUGUCGAGGCCCCUGGAGGCUCCGUUCCGUUUCAUGAUAAUGCCACGGGCGAGUGGCUGUGGGGCGAGAAACAUGCGCUCAACCUGGAGCCGUGCACCUUUGACGGAUUCGCUCGACAUGCAACCUUGCCCUGGGAAGGUGACAGGUGGACGAUUAUUGCAUAUUCGGCCGUCUCCCAAGGUGACUUGUCUUCAGAGCACGAACAGCUGCUGUUGUCGUGUGGGUUCCCUUUGCCGUGGUGUCAGCCGAACUCCGUGGCUGCACAUCGCCCGGAGACGAAAAUCCGCAUGACAGUUGGUGUGCCUUGGGAGCCGCGCGACUUUGCAAGAGAAGCUGCUCGGCGUGGACACCCGAGACAUCUCUUUGAUGCCGUACCGCCCGUCCUCAAAGCUGCGAUUGAUGCUACCCUUGUGAUGUCUGAAACCGCGCUGAGUCAGCAUCGAACUGAGGUGCUCAGGCGUUGGAUGCUUCGGGCGCAGGAGUUAGAGUCCAGGGAGGCACAGCUACAUGCAAGCAUGCCGAAGCACCUUGCGGAAGUUCUUGAGGGUAAAAGGUUGUUGGUUUUUGGUGAGAUGCUGGCCGACAGCGGCUAUGGGGACACGUCCAUAGCCUCAGAGAUUGGCAAAGGUUUCGAUCUGACCGGGCCGAUCCCAUCUUCUGGUGGCCUCUUCAAGCCGAUCGUUGAGCCGGCGACCAUGACAAGAGAGCCUAUCGACAACCUGAGCGAAUCGUUCAUAAACAGCACGGUGUCGAGGGUCGAAUCGAUCCAGCCUCAUGGGCUAGAUGUUGUCUGUGCAGGCAUUGCCUAUCGAUUGAGAGUUCGCGAGAGGGCGGGCAAACAGUCCGUUCCCAAGCUCAAGGUCAUUGAUUUGCUCAAGGCGUACAAGCAGUUGGGUCUAUCAGUGGAUGCGCUCCAAGAUAGUUUCUUGUGCGUGCCCAACCCGGCCACGGGCAAACCUUGUGUGCACAUGUGCCAUGUGCUGCCCUUCGGGGCGGCGGCAUCCGUCGCAGCCUUUUGCAGGACGACGAUGAGCCUGUGGUACCUGGGGUGUGCGACACUCCUGGUACACUGGACAGUGUUUUACGACGACUUCAUUGUAGUCAACGAGGCCGCAUCUACGAAACAUUGCGAGCUAGUCCUACGCAACCUCUGGAGCCUUCUUGGUUGGUCAGUUGCACAAGACAAGGAGACUGAGUUUAAUUACUUUGCGCGGGCUUUGGGAAUCAAGAUCUGUUUCCACUCCGAGAGACUCUUUGUCGUGGAGAACACUCCAGAGAGGAAAGCCGAGCUGGAGGAGACCAUUUCAA